AUGUCUACUGAAAUAACCGUCGAGGAACCCUUGACUUCCAACGUCCGUCCUGCCACGGACGCUUUGAUAACCGUAAGAAUCAUCAAGUCUUUCCUCUACAGAAAUGUCAAAAACCACAUUGUGCAUUCCAUCAAUUUAAAGGAAACCACAGCCAGCCAGUUGUUGGACCUCGUAAAAUCCGCCAUCAAUACCAUGGGUGCCUACAGACCCUACAGAAACAUCGAGUACGACUCUCUCAAGAUAUACACCAAGGCUCAUGGCUCCAAGUCCAUGAACUUGGUCAUAAACUUUGAAAACGACCAGGGCUGGGUCCUCAUCUCUCCUCUGGUAACUGCUACCGAAACCUCGUUAUGGGACUUGGGCGUAGAGAACGAAACUGAGAUCAGUUUAUUUAACUGGAACGACUACGUAGCAUUCAAGGCUAAUCCAGAAGAAAAGUGGUGA
Messenger RNA from Scheffersomyces stipitis CBS 6054, 444 nucleotides. RefSeq lists its product as uncharacterized. The transcript has a single exon. The coding region runs from base 1 to 444 and encodes 147 amino acids. Lineage: Eukaryota; Fungi; Ascomycota; Pichiomycetes; Serinales; Debaryomycetaceae. The record is from RefSeq and is a predicted model, not a curated record.